CCAUUGCAUCCUACGAAUUGACAGUGCUGCUGCUGUUCACACGUCAUAAGAGUUGCAAACACGCUGCCGCUCAGACUGUAUUUCGGAGCAGUACGUGCCGGAUAUUAAACGAGUGUGACAUUUCGCCUCUACUUGUAUCAAUAUUUCACUGUCUGUUCGUCUUUCUACAUUCACUAUAUUCUCUUGUUUUCACAUACGUGGCAGAUAAAACAAUCUCGAUAACAUGUGUGGAAUUUUCGCUUAUCUGAACUAUAUGACGCCGAAGAACAGGAAGGAAAUUUUGGAGCUACUAGUUGUUGGUCUGAAAAGAUUAGAAUAUCGCGGAUAUGAUUCUGCAGGCGUCGCCGUCGAUAGCGCGGAUGGCAAGGACAUGUCGAUUAUCAAGAAGCAGGGAAAAGUUAAGGCUCUUGAGGAAGAGAUAUUUUGCCGUACCAAUCUAGAUUUCGAAUCGGAAGUUCAGUGCCAUGUCGGUAUCGCUCACACGCGAUGGGCGACUCAUGGUGUGCCAUCAGAGGUGAAUGCUCAUCCUCAACGCUCCGAUAGUGAGCAUGCCUUUGUCGUUGUUCAUAAUGGUAUCGUGACAAAUUAUAAGGAAGUCAAAACUCUGCUGCAACAGAGAGGAUACGUGUUCGAGAGCGAUACUGAUACCGAAGUUAUUGCCAAGUUGAUUUAUCAUUUGUGGGUACAGCAUCCCACGUACUCAUUUCGUGAACUCGUCGAGCAAGUUGUUCAACAAUUGGAAGGAGCUUUUGCUCUUUGCUUCAAAAGCAAGUACUUCCCAGAUGAAUGCGUGGCUACGAGGCGAGGAUCGCCGCUUCUUGUUGGUAUCAAAACGAAAACGAGAUUGGCUACUGAUCAUGUGCCUAUUUUGUACGGAAAAGAUGACCUUCACUGCACAAACAAAGAAGGUGAAGCACCGUCUAAAGAUCACCGACCGCAUGGCAGAAACCCAGAACUUCCGGUCAUGCCGCGUAGCGAGAGCACGUCCGAAUUUCAACCUCUUGAGGACAAAGAAGUUGAAUAUUUUUUCGCUUCUGAUGCGAGUGCCAUAAUCGAGCACACAAAUCGUGUGAUAUUCCUGGAAGACGAUGAUGUGGCAGCCGUUAGAGAAGGCGCAUUGAGCAUUCAUCGUCUUCGUCGUUAUAUGGACGAUCCUCACGCUCGUGAGAUCACGACGUUAAAGAUGGAGAUUCAGCAGAUUAUGAAGGGCAAUUAUGACUACUUCAUGCAAAAAGAAAUUUUCGAGCAAUCGGAGUCAGUUGUGAACACCAUGAGAGGACGUUUGAAUUUUCAAGAUAAUUCUGUUACUUUGGGCGGAAUUAAAGAUUAUAUUCCCGAGAUCAAAAGAUGCAGACGUCUUAUGCUGAUUGGCUGUGGUACUAGCUACCAUUCUGCCAUAGCUACGCGACAACUACUCGAAGAAUUGACAGAAUUGCCGGUGAUGGUCGAACUUGCGUCCGAUUUUUUGGACCGCAACACGCCGGUCUUUAGAGACGACGUUUGUUUUUUUAUUUCUCAAUCGGGCGAGACAGCUGACACAUUAAUGGCACUACGUUAUUGUAAAAGUCGUGGAGCUCUUAUUGUGGGUAUAACUAAUACGGUGGGUAGUAGUAUUUGUCGCGAGUCCCAUUGUGGUGUGCACAUCAACGCCGGUCCUGAAAUUGGUGUGGCAAGUACCAAGGCUUAUACUUCGCAAUUUAUUUCUCUCGUGAUGUUUGCACUAGUAAUGAGUGAAGACAGAAUCUCUCUUCGUGCGAGACGUCUACAAAUUAUUGAAGGUUUGAAAAAUCUUGAUAAUCUCAUUCGCGAAGUAUUAAAGCUUGACGAUAAAGUAAAAGAGUUGGCGAAGUCUUUGUUUCAACAUAAAUCUCUGUUGAUUAUGGGUCGUGGAUACAAUUUUGCUACAUGUAUGGAAGGCGCACUUAAAGUAAAAGAAUUGACAUAUAUGCACAGCGAAGGAAUUAUGGCUGGUGAAUUAAAGCAUGGUCCAUUAGCUCUUGUUGACGAUUCUAUGCCGGUGAUUAUGAUCGUAAUGAGAGAUCCGGUAUACGUGAAAUGCAUGAAUGCACUGCAGCAAGUUACCGCGCGAGAUGGCAAACCGAUCGUUAUUUGCGAGGAAGGAGAUGAGGAAACGAAAGCUUUUGCCGAUAGGGCUCUCGAGAUACCCAAAACAGUUGAUUGCUUGCAAGGAAUUCUCACCGUUAUUCCCAUGCAACUAUUGUCAUUCCAUAUUGCGGUUUUGCGUGGUUGUAAUGUCGACUGUCCAAGAAACUUGGCGAAGUCAGUCACGGUUGAGUAAAGAUCAUAUAGAUCUAUGAAUUCUUUCGGAAUAUGUCACAAAUUUACCACGACUUUAUGUUGCCACAAGAUUUUUUUAAGCCAUACGAAGAUGAGAAAAUUACAUAUAAA
Messenger RNA from Formica exsecta, 2409 nucleotides. RefSeq names its product glutamine--fructose-6-phosphate aminotransferase [isomerizing] 2-like. Gene Ontology annotation, molecular function: carbohydrate derivative binding; L-glutamine:D-fructose-6-phosphate transaminase (isomerizing) activity. Lineage: Eukaryota; Metazoa; Arthropoda; Insecta; Hymenoptera; Formicidae. The transcript is spliced from 15 exons. The coding region runs from base 224 to 2299 and encodes 691 amino acids. Gene Ontology annotation, biological process: UDP-N-acetylglucosamine metabolic process; carbohydrate derivative biosynthetic process; protein N-linked glycosylation. The record is from RefSeq and is a predicted model, not a curated record.